Prorocentrum cordatum is the source of this 459-nucleotide messenger RNA. The record is from the annotation of a GenBank genome assembly. NCBI's taxonomy places the organism in Eukaryota, Dinophyceae, Prorocentrales, Prorocentraceae.
GAGGGCGCAUGCACACCGAUGGCCCUGGGUCGCCAGUGUGUUCACGGGCCCUCCUCGCCAGGAGUCCAGCUUCUCCGCUGCGGCGCCGCCGCCCGCGCGGCGGCGCUUGCAGCCGAGCAGCGAGAGCCAGAGGGCCACGACGCCCAUGUUCGCCUCGGCGACCACUCCCAGUCUGGCCCGCAUCCCACGUGGAGGCACGCGUCCAUGUCCUGUGCGAGGAAGGCGAAGAAGGCCGCGGACGCGCCCCAGCAGGCGAGGCACGCGCACGCAGCCGCGCUGCCCACGCGGGGCGCCCGCGCGGCCGCGGCCGCCCCGCCCGGCGGGGCGCGGCGGCAGCAGGAGCGCAGCCUGCACGCCGUCCAGCAGGAAGGGCACGCCGGAGAGCGCGCUUGCCAGGAAGAGACAGCCCGCGGCCCAGCGGGGCGGCUUGCCCUUGAAGGUGACCGCGAUCCAGGCUAG